GUAAUUAAUGUUUUCUUAAAACCUUUGUUCAUUUUCAUAAUUAAUGUUACUCAGCAGUUAAUGCUUGAUUGAAUUAUUUCAUUAUUUCUCGUUGAAUAAUCCUAUAUAGGGAUCACUAUAUUGUUCUUGUUUAAAAUAAUGUUGAAAAGCUUUUAUUAUUAAAACAUGGUUUGGAGUUUUGUUGUCUGUUAUUAGCUACACCUGUCACAAAAGAUUUGGGGAUUCUAAUUCCAAGUACAAUUGUUUCUACACCUGUUUCUUUGGGUUUUCUAAAUUUUCUCUGCAGUGAUGAUUGGGGUUACAAUAAAGAAUUAAAAGUGAAACAAUGUUGUAGAGUUUGAAAUUGCAUUUCUUCUUGAAGAAUAUCUUUGAAUAUCAAAAGUUGAACUCUGCUUAAGUGCUGAUUAACUAAUUUCAUGAAACUGAUAUUGAGCUUGCAUUGGUGGUUAUUUUGGAUUCUUGACAUUUUCAUCUUUGUUCCAUGCAUACUGAUUGCUAGGUGCACGCAAGCAUGUUAAGUUGCAGCAUGGCAAAGACAAUAUUGAAGAUCUCUAGUAUGUGAUUUUGGCUUAUCAUGAAUGAAGCACAGUACAUUUCUUUCUUCCAGAUCAACUGCAGGAACAGCCGAGUGGAUGGUGCCUGAAGUGUUAAGAAAUGAACCUUCAAAUGAAAAGUGCGAUGUUUAUAGCUUUGGAGUCAUAUUAUGGGAGCUCUCUACUUUGCAACAGCCCUGGGGUGGAAUGAAUCCGAUGCAAGUUGUGGGUGCUGUCGGUUUCCAGCAUUGUCGCCUUGUCAUUCCAGAUGAUAUGGACCCUGCUAUCAUGGAGACAUGGAUAUUAUCAAGCAAUCCUGGAAGACCGCUGAAGCCGAUCAUUGGUUCUCAAUCUCAAGUGCCGAUACCGGGUAGGCAUGAGAAGGCUCAGUCAUCAAGAGUUGGUGAGCAGGAUAGGAAACAAUUAUACAGCUAACCAUAUCUUUGUUCAUUUUUGCUGAUAAAGAAAAUUAUGGGAAGACAAAUCUUUGUUCAUUUUUGCUGAUAAAGAAAAUGAUGGGAAGACAAGUUGAGUAUUUUUGCUCAUUCAGUCCUGUGAUUCUUUUCAGUCUUGUCCCUUUCCUUUUUUUUUUUUAAUUUCUUUCUUCCCAUUUACUUUUAAAAUGUUUUUUGCAAUCUGCAGUGGAGUCAUUAUCAGUUGGUACCAUUUGUUUGUGUACACAAUUCUUUUUGUAAUUUUGCUAUAAUCAAUUCUAAAUUUUGAUGUGCAUAAAUUAUGAGAUGUUGCAGUUGUAGCUUGAAUGGAAGAAAAAUUGAUGGUGCGUGGAAAUGGUGCUGUAAAUGCAAAUUGGAUAAGCUUUUUAUUCUUUUUCUCUUUUU
Molecule: messenger RNA, 1372 nt
Organism: Arachis duranensis
Lineage: Eukaryota; Viridiplantae; Streptophyta; Magnoliopsida; Fabales; Fabaceae
Product: probable serine/threonine-protein kinase SIS8
Exons: 5
Coding region: 579-968 (129 amino acids)
Biological process (GO): protein phosphorylation
Molecular function (GO): protein kinase activity; ATP binding
Source: RefSeq, a predicted model, not a curated record